AUGUCAAUUUAUGGUAGGCUUAGAAGGAAACCACCAGUUGUAAACAAGACUUUGUUUUCGCCAACAAAACACAAAGUGGAGGAAAUAACUUCAAGUUCCACGGAUUUGAGCUCUAUAUCUGCUAAUUCAUUUUCAUCGACUUCUAGCCUUGAGUCCUUCCACACCAAUGAAAAGGACUGCAAUUCCGACCAGUACUAUUCAACCCAGUCAAAACGCACAGCAGCAAUGAGUUUAAGAUCACCUGUGAAGAAAUCUAGGCUAAGUUUUUACCCACGUUCUGCUUUCAAGGGUUUUGAAGAGCUUGAAAACGAAGAAAUUGGACAGUCUCCACAUAGCGAACCAUCCGAGAAUCCAUUGAAGACAGCUAGAAAGACUACACUAUUUAGCAAGAUCAGUAUAUGUGAAUCCCAAACCGACGAAGAAUCUGCGAAAGAAUCAACCACAGAAAAUAAACCACGAAACGUAGACUUCUCCGACGAUGAGUUUGCGGUGGAACUUUCAUCGACGUUGAAAACUUUAAACACUCGUCUCAAGAAACUACAAUCCGAUGCAGUAAAUGAAAAAGAUACAAAUAAUACCAAUGAGGAAUCUGAACCUGUAGCAUCAACAGGGUUUCCUUCAGGUCUCAAGACUUAUGGAAAUGUUAGAUCCAUUAAAGUUGAGGAGAAAUCUCUCUCUGAUGAAGAGAAUGAUAGUGACGGGGCCAUAAAUCAAAAUGAUUACAUAUGUUCCACUGCAACCAAAAGUACAACUCAAUCAUCAGUUGAAUUACGAGUUUCAGGAGAGCUUGAAAGCUGUAAACUCGAAUUUGAGAUGAUUAUUGAACAAUUUGAAGAUUGGAUAGACCAGGGAAGAAGUGAUUUUUUACAAUUGAAAUUGGAUUUGACGAUAAAGAUACAAAAAGACCUAAAGUUUGAAUCAUAUCUACGUAAUUAUAUUGUUAAUACUUCUAAUAGACGAGUAAGGACAGUUUUGUUACAUAUUGUUACGCAUGACACCAAAAUUCCAAUUCUUGAUCUUCAUUUGAUUGGAUUCUUCAAACUUCCGAUAAUUUAUGCAUACUUACACAUUAUCACUUUAUCUAAUGCAGAUGAUGUACCCAUUAGGGACUAUAUCACAGAAAAUUGCAAAUUUCAAAAAAAAAUAACAAGCUAUUUAGUGGACGACUGGUUGCUAAAAUACUCCACAGUAAGUGUGUAUUCUGCAAUACUAAAUACCCUUCUAGCAGUAGAUAUUACGGACUUUGGAAAACUAGAGACACAAAAACGUGACACUAUACUCAAAUUUACUAAGUCGUGUAUGAUGUUAGAAGAUCGAAUGAAAUCGUCAAUUGCAAUACAAGUGUUGAAGAGAUUUCUCCCCAAAGUCUGUGCAGCCGAUGCUGCUACUUUGAUUGAAGAUAUUAUGCAAGUAUUUCUCAACACACCUCAUGGAGAUGUCUAUAAGACUAACUCUAUUCUUGAAUGUUUGAUUACUGCGUCAGAUCUGUUUGAGGAGAAACAAGUACAGAAUCUUUUGUUUUCUAAAAUAGCGUGGAACAAACUAUGGUGUAUUGCUCAAUCCGCUAAUACAUUAGGAAAUAAAUCACUCAAUGACUUAGAGGAAAAACAGUGGUUAUUUGCUUUAGGCUAUUUAUUUGGUUUUAUUAAUCAGGAUUACUCUAUCACCGAAGAAAGUCAGUUGGAAAUAAUGAGAGGUAUCAUAAGUUUACCUGUUUUGAAUAAGUCGACAUACUCCACAGUAGAGCUACAUGGUUAUGGUUAUCUUGGCAUUGUAGCCUAUCACUUCUUACAGAAAUUCGGAUGUUUACAUACUGAAGAAUCUUUGCAAUUAGAAAAAUUGUGCCAAAUUUUCAAGUCAAACAAUACUGAACCUAACAAUAGGUUAACUGAUUAUGUUUAUUCUGUUCUUGAAAAAUUGUAA
Pichia kudriavzevii is the source of this 1923-nucleotide messenger RNA. RefSeq lists its product as uncharacterized. The record is from RefSeq and is a predicted model, not a curated record. The transcript has a single exon. Lineage: Eukaryota; Fungi; Ascomycota; Pichiomycetes; Pichiales; Pichiaceae. Bases 1 to 1923 code for a protein of 640 amino acids.